UGCCUCCUCCUCCGCUCCGACGUCAACUCCAACCUCAACUUCCAUCAUCAUCCCUUGGUUCCGAGUUCCGACCUCUCUUCCAAGUCUCAUCUUCUCAAUCAACAAACAUCAUCACCUCCAAGGCCCAGAGAAACUCAAACCAAACACCACCAGACCCCCCAAAUCCACCAACAUGUCCGCCGCCGCCGCCCCCAAAAAAGGCUACCUAGUAGUCUUCGCCCUCCCCACCCACCCCUCCUUCUCCUCCUCGCACGAAAUCUUCAACAAAUGGUACAACGAGAUUCACAUCCCCGACAUGCUCUCGUACGGCCGUUCCUCCGGCUUCGUGACCGCCAUCCGCUACGCCCGCGCCGGUUUCUCUCCCUCCAACCCGCAAGUCUCGUCAACGGCGAAUGACGUCACCUACCCUAAGGACGUCAAAUGGCAGUAUUUGGCUCUGUAUCCGGUGGAAGAUGUGGAGAAGGCGAGGGCGCCGGAGAGUGGCUUGUAUAAAGUCCCGUUGGAGCAUGAGAUGUUGCCGGGGAGGAACCUGAUGGAGGUGGCGAAGUGGGAGCUGGAUUUUUGGGAGGUUGUGGGGGAGACUGGUGGAGACUCCUCCAAACAAACAGACGUCAUCCUUGUCCCCGUGGACUCCUCCGACGUUCCCGGCGCCGAUCCCUCCGCCAUCCUCGACUACACCCGCAAGGGCUGGGAAGGCCCGGACCCCGUCCGGUCGACACUGCUCAAGUUCAUUGCCCCUGCGUUCGGUGGAGAUGCUACGGGUAUUAAGCAGUAUCUGGCUGUGCACGAAGUGGAACCGAACACGGAAGAGACCCUCAAGCCCGAGUUGAAGACGGUGAAGUACAAGUUUUUCAAGAAGUUUGGGGUUUGAGAGGAAUGGUUUUGGUGUUAGGGGAGGGAGAUGAAGAUGUUCAUGCAUAGACAAGGUAGACUAGACUCUGGAGUCCUGAC
Messenger RNA from Neurospora tetraspora, 951 nucleotides. RefSeq lists its product as uncharacterized. Lineage: Eukaryota; Fungi; Ascomycota; Sordariomycetes; Sordariales; Sordariaceae. The record is from RefSeq and is a predicted model, not a curated record. The coding region runs from base 173 to 871 and encodes 232 amino acids. The transcript has 3 exons.